Elaeis guineensis (African oil palm) is the source of this 2605-nucleotide messenger RNA. RefSeq names its product pentatricopeptide repeat-containing protein At4g33170. Gene Ontology annotation, biological process: RNA modification. The record is from RefSeq and is a predicted model, not a curated record. Lineage: Eukaryota; Viridiplantae; Streptophyta; Magnoliopsida; Arecales; Arecaceae. Gene Ontology annotation, molecular function: protein binding; RNA binding.
ACCAACUACUAACGGCUUGUGUUUUUUUUUGGUGACCGAGUGCUAAGGGUUGCAUCCCACAAAGUCGAAUGCCAAGAUGCCCGCUACUUCUCCCACGUAGUUCCCGGACUCCAUUAACAAUUCCAAGAGCUCUUCUUUGUAGGCUUUACACAUCAAACCUCUCGCCGGAUGAAGAACACGAAGUCGAGCGACACGCCCAUCUCCUCCAUAGAUGUGCCCAAACCUCCAAUCUCCAACUCGGCACCGCCAUCCAUGCUCGUCUCCUCAAACGCACCCUCCUUGUAUGCUCCCUCUUCCUCCAGAACCACCUCCUCAACAUGUACUUCAAGUGCACGCGCGAUCCCUCUCUACCUCUUCGACUGUUUGAUGAAAUGCCCCAGAGAAACAUCGUUUCGUGGUCCGCUGCCAUUGCCGGUCUCGUCCAAUGCAACCGUCCAAGAGAGGCCCUCUCCCUCUUUCAUCAGAUGCGCCGGGCUGGAAUGAGGCCCAAUGAGUUCACCCUCGUGAGCGCGCUAAAUGCCAGCUCGCUUUCUGGCGGGCCAGGUCAUGCUCAACAAUUAUAUGCCCAAGUCAUCCAGCUCGGCUUCGAGUCAAAUGUGUUCUUGGUGAACGCUUUCCUUACGGCGUUGAUUCGAAAUGGGAAAUUGUCAGAGGCGAAGGAGAUGUUUGAGAAAUGUCCAAAUAGGGAUGUGGUUUCUUGGAACUCGAUGAUCGCAGGCUACUUGCAGUUUUCCUACUCAGAGGUGUGGGGGUUUUGGUGUCGGAUUAUUAAGGAAGGGGUUAAUCCGGAUGAAUUCUCGUUUAGUAGUGUUCUUACAGGCUUGGCGGCGACUUCGAGCUUGAGGAGUGGUGUGCAAGUUCAUGCCCAACUUAUUAAGUAUGGUGUUGGAGAUGAUGCAUGCGUGGGGAAUUCAUUGGUGGACAUGUACUUGAAGAACAGAGAUUUGGUUGGUGGUUUCAAAGCAUUCAGUUACAUGCCUCAAAGAGAUGUGGUUGCUUGGACCCAUAUGGCUGCUGGUUGCCUGCACUGCGGAGAACCUGCUAAAGCGCUUGAAAUCACAUAUCAGAUGAAGCUGGUGGGCAUUAUACCGAAUAAAUUCACACUAUCAACAACACUUACUGCAUGUUCUAGCUUGGCUUCUUUGGAAGAAGGGAAGAAGGCACAUGCUUUUAGGAUUAAGCUAGGAGUCGAUAUUGAUGAAUGUGUUGAUAAUGCGCUUAUCGAUAUGUAUGCAAGGUGUGGUUCUAUGGAUUGUGCAUGGGGGGUGUUCCGAUCGAUGAAAGAGCAGUCUGUUAUUACAUGGACCACAAUGAUCAUGGGAUUUGCACAAAAUGGACUUGCUAGGGAAGCUCUGGAAGUCUUUGAUCAGAUGAUUUUAGAGCAUGUGGAGCCAAAUUAUAUUACAUUCAUUUGUGUUUUGUAUGCAUGUAGUCAAGGAGGGUUUAUUGGCGAAGGUUGGAAAUACUUCAACUCCAUGACAUGUGAUUAUAACAUUGACCCUGGUGAAGAUCAUUAUGCAUGCAUGGUAGAUCUCCUUGGAAAAGCAGGGAAAAUUGCAGAAGCUGAAGCUUUGAUAAUGAACAUGCCCUUCCGGCCUGGUGCUUUAGUAUGGCAAACCUUGCUUGGUGCUUGCCGCCUUCACGGUGAUGUGGAGAUAGGCAAGCGAGCAGCAGAGCAGGCGCUUGUUCUGGAGAAGGACCCAUCAACUUAUGUUUUGCUAUCUAACAUGUUUGCAAACACAGACAAUUGGGAUGGGGUAGGACAGAUUCGCGAACUUAUGGAAGAUGGAGAAGUCAAGAAAGUGCCUGGAACUAGUUGGAUUGAGACCGCAUAUGGUAGUAAUUAUCCAAUACUAUCACAGCAUGGAGCUCAAGCAUAGUUCAGAAAAUUUUAGAAAUGCAUUCUUCAGUACUUUUGAUGAUUUAUCCAUUAAAUCAAACAUGAAUUUUUGGCCAACUUGUGGAUCCUGAGAUUACUUCUAAAAGGCUUUUGAUAAGUUCAUGAAUUCAACAGCAGAUAUUGCUAAAAACUCUGAAUCAGUUAUGUACAGAAGAGGUAUUAAUCACAGGGUAAAGCUACAUAGAGCAGAUCAUGUUAUGUGAUCCAUUAUAAAAGGAGAGUAUAUAGAUUUUCCAACUACAUGCAAUUUACAUUAAAUGGAAGAUAUGGGCAAAGGUUCCAAUCACCUCUAUCUGCUGGUUCAAGCAUCUAAUUAGAUCAAGAGAUGACUCUAGUAAAGGAGAGAAGUUGCAGAACAUGUUUAUGGCUGUUAAUUUACAAAAUGAUGGAAAUAAAUGGGAGAAUUGUUGGCAAAACUCUACAAUGAGAAUUGGGAAAUGAUUUCCCACUACAGCUUCACAAUCUCAUUCUCAUUACUCUGUUGCCUUCCCAACUGGAUGAUAUAGAGGAAGAUGUGUCUUCUAUUAAACUGUAAGUGCUUCCACUAGCUAUCCAGAUUGAAUUGUUCUAUCAAAGAUCCCAAUAGUAAUUGUGUUCUUCCUUUUUCACUAUUAAGGUUUUGUUUCCAAUGAUCUUAUCGAGCUGUAUUAAGAUUCUUACAUAGUAAGGCAGUAAAUGAAAGGAAUUUAAUUGAUUUAUUCAUAA